AGAGCAGCCAGGGCAAGGCAGCAGCCAACAUGACAACCAGCCAGAAGCACCGGGACUUUGUGGCCGAGCCGAUGGGUGAGAAGCCGGUUAGCACGUUAGCAGGGAUUGGCGACGUCCUUGGCAAGAGGCUGGAAGGCAAAGGGUUUGACAAGGCUUAUGUCGUGCUGGGCCAGUUCUUGGUGCUGAAGAAGGACGAAGACCUCUUCCGCGAGUGGCUGAAGGACACGUGCGGAGCCAACGCCAAACAAUCCAGAGACUGUCACGGGUGCCUGCGCGAGUGGUGCGACGCCUUCUUGUGAAGGUGG
Messenger RNA from Thamnophis elegans (Western terrestrial garter snake), 305 nucleotides. Its product is annotated as barrier-to-autointegration factor-like. Gene Ontology annotation, molecular function: DNA binding. The transcript has a single exon. Lineage: Eukaryota; Metazoa; Chordata; Lepidosauria; Squamata; Natricidae. The coding region runs from base 30 to 299 and encodes 89 amino acids. The record is from RefSeq and is a predicted model, not a curated record.